This is a messenger RNA of Cotesia congregata, 552 nucleotides long. NCBI's taxonomy places the organism in Eukaryota, Metazoa, Arthropoda, Insecta, Hymenoptera, Braconidae. The record is from the annotation of a GenBank genome assembly.
AUGAUCAAAAGAUAUGGUAACUCGAAGGUCCUCAUAUUGAAGUCCCUAAUUAAAGCUGGAGCUAAUAUCAAUGAAACUUCAGAAUCUGCUGGUACAAAACUAAAAUUCCUGAGGAUGGUUAACACCUAUGGAGAAAUAAAUAUAGUUGUAUAUUUAGUGGACAGUUUUGAGUUAGAUUUCAUGCUUGUUGAUUAUGAAAUACUUGAAACAGUUAUUAAGUUACAUCCGACCUUGCUAUCAAAAGAACAACUCGAAGAUCAACAGUUUAUGGUUAAAUUAAAAAGAAUAUUCAUGAAUCAAUUGAUCAAUCAUGCCCGUAAUGAAGAUGUCAGAGCAUUGUGUUCCCGCGAUUAUGCUGAUAAAUGUCCGAUGUACAGCACUAUGAUUAAAAAACGCGUCGACACCGCCGUCAAAAGGAGCAAGCUGCUGGAGAAGUCUUCGGAAAAAAUUUUCAUUUUAUUAAAAACGCUGCCAUUUCAGUGUUGCCAAAAAAUUUUAACUUAUUUUGAUGAUAAUCCCUGGCGAUUUGGAAAUAUUCAAUACUCAAUUUGA